Messenger RNA from Dromiciops gliroides (monito del monte), 1538 nucleotides. RefSeq names its product thymidylate synthetase (gene TYMS). The transcript has 7 exons. Gene Ontology annotation, biological process: dTMP biosynthetic process. The record is from RefSeq and is a predicted model, not a curated record. NCBI's taxonomy places the organism in Eukaryota, Metazoa, Chordata, Mammalia, Microbiotheria, Microbiotheriidae. Gene Ontology annotation, cellular component: cytosol; mitochondrion. The coding region runs from base 142 to 1176 and encodes 344 amino acids. Gene Ontology annotation, molecular function: thymidylate synthase activity.
GGUCCCGCGGAGGCGGAAAUUCCGGUUUUUUUGGCUGCAGGAAGAGGAGUUGCCUAAAUCAAACGAAAAAAGGCGCCAACAAGGGGGCUGAGCCAGGCUUCAGCUUUGUCCUACUCUCCUCUCUGUUCCCGCGUUCCAGCCAUGCCCGCCGUGGUCUCCGAGCUGCACAGCCAGCCGGCUCCGGAGCCGAGAGCCGAGCCCCAGGAUGUUGCACCUACUGCUGCUGCAGCCGCCUCCAGCCCGGCCCCCGACCCCGGCCCCGGCCCCAGCCCCAGCCCCAGCCCCAGCCCCAGCCCCAGCCCACCGCCCCGGCCGAACGGGGAGAAGCAGUAUCUGAGGCAGCUCGAGCACAUCCUCCAGCACGGCUACAAGAAGGAGGACCGCACGGGCACCGGCACCGUGUCCGUGUUCGGCUUGCAAGCCCGCUACAACCUCCGAGAUGAGUUUCCUUUACUGACAACUAAGCGUGUGUUCUGGAAGGGUGUUCUGGAGGAACUGUUGUGGUUUAUUAAGGGUUCUACGAAUGCUAAGGAGCUCUCUGCCAAGGGAGUGAAAAUCUGGGAUGCCAAUGGAUCUCGAGACUUUCUGGACAAGCAGGGGUUCACUACCAGGGAGGAAGGAGAUUUGGGACCAGUGUAUGGCUUCCAGUGGAGACAUUUUGGGGCAGAAUACAAAGAGAUGAACACAGAUUAUUCUGGGCAAGGAGUGGAUCAACUACAAAAAGUGAUUGACACAAUCAAAACCAACCCUGAUGACAGAAGGAUCAUUAUGUGUGCUUGGAAUCCUAAAGAUCUUCAUCUGAUGGCGCUGCCUCCAUGUCAUGCUCUCUGCCAGUUCUAUGUGUUGAAUGGUGAGCUUUCUUGUCAGCUGUACCAGCGAUCUGGAGAUAUGGGCCUGGGGGUGCCGUUCAACAUCGCCAGUUAUUCCCUGCUCACCUACAUGAUUGCUCAUGUCACAGGCCUGAAGCCCGGUGAUUUUGUACAUACUCUGGGAGAUGCUCACAUAUACUUGAAUCAUAUUGAGCCACUGAAAAUUCAGCUUCAGCGAGAACCAAGACCUUUCCCCAAGCUCAAAAUCCUUCGAAAAGUUGAAGCCAUUGAUGAUUUCAAGGCAGAGGACUUCCUGAUUGAAGACUACAACCCAUACCCAGCUAUUAAAAUGGAAAUGGCUGUCUAAAGCAACCUGAUGCCUGGAUGAGAAUGUGUUCGAUCUUUUCCAGAAUACUAUGUAGUCUGUAUAUUGUUACAAAGCAUCCUUUUUUGGGCAAACAGGAUAUAGUUUAUAUCACACAAAAAAAGACAUGAUAAAGGCCUAGGAGUGGAGAAAAUCUAAUUUUACUCAAUUACAAAUACAGGCUCUCACUGAUCAAAUUAUUUUAUUUUUACAUAUAUAAAAUAAUCUGAUCUGAAAUAAGUCCACAAACUGUUAUACCUGGCAACUUUAGCAGAAAUGCAUGUAUAGAAAGAAUGGCUAUAAACAAAGCUAGAUAUGUUGUCUUAUGUAAAAUUAUUAUUAUUAUUAUUAUUAUUAUUAAAAUA